Caenorhabditis sp. 36 PRJEB53466 is the source of this 5322-nucleotide messenger RNA. NCBI's taxonomy places the organism in Eukaryota, Metazoa, Nematoda, Chromadorea, Rhabditida, Rhabditidae. The record is from the annotation of a GenBank genome assembly.
AUGGAAGCCGAGUCGAUUUUGGACUUCCACACUGAGCACGAGGAGAUUCUCGUAAGUUUCCAGCUUUUUUGUUUCUUUUGGUGGAAAUUAUCCGUUUCAGGCUGCCCGACAGCGCUCCGUCACCCGCGAAAACCAGAUUCUGCUGGCGAUCGCCCUCGUCGGCUCAGAAAAGCAAUCCGAGAUUCGGGAAGGCGUCUCCAUUCUUGAAGGUGAGCGAAACACCGCAAGCGUUCCCAUGAUUCCGUUGGAAACCCCGGUUUUCUACCAAUUCUGAGCAAUAUUUCGCAAUAACCUGGAAAAAUGUUAUUUUUUGCAGAAAUAGUCAAGGACUCCAUUCACAGCGAGGAUUCGAGAGUCUGUGUGCACUACCUUGCUCUUGGACAUGCCCGUCUUCAGGUAAUUCGCGAAAUUUCAAAAAAAUUCUGGAUAUUUUUAAAUGUUCAUUUCAGAACUAUGACAAAUCGGUGCAUCUGCUGGACGCCCUCCUACGGACGGAACCGGCGAACAUGCAGGCGACGGAGCUGCGACGUGUCAUCGGAAAGAAAAUGAAAAAAGACGGACUGCUCGGACUCGGACUGCUCGGAGGCGCCGCCGCCAUCGUCGGAGGCCUCAUGAUCGCCGGAUUGGCCCUGAAGAAAAAGUGAACAUCUGCCAAGAAUACGAACGAAGAAGAAACAGUCAAUCAGUGCCAGACAUUCCAGCGAUUUCCCGGAUCAAAAAUCUCUUUUGCAUGUAAAUUAUUCACCGAUAAAUUUUGUGUAAAUUUAAUUUUUAUCGCUUUGUUUUUCCGUGUUCGUUAAUUGCUUUUCCCCUUGUUUUCCGGAAGUCGCGAGAGAAAUGCAUUUCAUCAUUGACUCACAAAAAAGGAAACUUCCCAUGCCGGGAAUCGAACCCGGGCCGCCACAGGUGAAAUGCGGAGGGAGCAUACAGGAAAAACGCGAACAGCGAAGAAUCACUGAAGGAUUAGAUACGCUAACCACUGAGCGUGAACAAUCGGCAACUGAACUCCCGUUUCGCCGAUUACUGACUCCUCAGUGAUUCCUCACUUCCCAGCGUUCCGCUCUUCUCGUUCACGUCGCUCAUAGCUCGCUUGUUUUCUGUUUCACUUCAGUCUUUGCCUUUUUUCACUCGGACCAAGGUAGCUUUGUGAUGGUUCAAAUAACAAUUAUAGGAAAAUUGAGAACAAGUCCAAGUAGUCAAAGGACAUGAAUGAUAUCGCAGUGUUUUGCCCUUGCGGUCAGAAAACUGCUCGUCGCUUUCGUUCUUAUGGGGUUAUUCAGGCUGUGAAAAAAAUAAUUGUUUUCCGUUUUUUUCGUUUUUUCACGUCAAAAAAUCCAAUUCAGCGAUGUAAAAAACGAAAAAAAAACGGAAAACAAACAUAUUAUAGGGGCACCGGACAGAAAGGGCGCGCUGUUCGCAAUCUGGCCGAAUUUCUAGGCCACGAAGUAAUUUUCCACUGAAAAUGUGGCCUAACUUUUCAAACUCGACCCCGAGGUCGCUCAAUUUGCACUGCAAAAAGAGUUUCUCAACAGAGCACCAUUUCUGUGCGGUGCCCCUAUAAUAAAUUCCCGUAUUUUUGAAAUGUUUACUAUUUCAACGUGGUGAUUUAAUAUGGUGAACUCGUGAACGACUUUCGUUAUCCUAUGGGUUUUUUCUGCGUUUGUCAGAUAAAUGUUUAAAAGGAAAUAUAACGGCCAAGUUAAAUAAAAAACUUCAGUUUCAGAGAGGUCUCAUCUGCAUAACCUUACACUCAACUACGCUCAUACUAUUAUGUUCAUACCCUUUCUCCAAACUUGUUCAUCUGACGUUUUCCUUCAGAAUAUUCAAAACAGUCCUCAAAAACGACAUUUCUCGUGCGAGACAGUAUCAAAGACCACCAACCGACCAUGCCAUUUGCGUGCUCUUCUCCUCCGUUUCCUCUCCGUCUGCGUCGCCGAUCCCUCUCGCUCGUUUUCUCUGCACCCUCUCAAUUCUCCACACUCUCUCUCUCUGUCCUAUCUUUUGCCAAUUCCUAACUAAAUACCCCCUUCGGUCAUGUCAUCUUUCAGUUUUUUCAACGUUUUUGCUCCGAAUUCGAGUCGAUUCGACGGUCUCAAGUUUUGAAAUAAUACUGUUUCAUCUAGCCUAGAUCUAGGUGCUACAUUUUUCAAGAUGAUUUUUCUUUUUGCGCUAUUCUAAAUUUCGAUUCAGGGUCAAUUAUGUCCACCGGAAUCCGUCGGCGACAUGCCGACGAAAAGCAGAAGAACCUUCUGGAUCCGAGUGUGAACGAAGAAGCGCAGAGGGACCAGGAGCGUUUGGAUCCGAGUUUACUAACGUACUGACGGGCCGGAUGGCCGAGAUUUCUAAAUGACAUUUCUAGGUCAUCGCACUGGAAAUUCAUCGCACUUUUCUACCUGGCACUCAUCUGUGCAACCACUUUCCUGCACAAAUGUCUGCCAGAACCAAAGGAUUCGAACGACGGUAACUCUUUUCAUAUCCCCAUAAUUAAUACCAUUAAAAUCAGCAGACGAAACUCAAUUCUCGGAGAAAAGAGCGGUGAAAGUGCUGCAAGAGCUGUCGGAUUUCGGCUGGAAACCGGCGGGAAGUUACAAUUGCGAAGAGCUCACGAGGAAUCGGAUUCUCAGAGAACUGCACGACAUUCGAGCACAAAACGACGCCGUUGCGGGUCUGCGAUUCGAUAUUGACACGCAGUACGUCUCCGGAUGCUUCGAUAUUCCAGUGCAUGACACCGAGGGAAUGAACAUUUGCUAUCGGAAUGUGGGUUUUUGAGGGGAUUUCGAGGAGAAGAAUGAUAUGAAUUGCAGGUGUCAAAUGUGAUGGCGAGGCUCGGGAAGGGAGAGAAAAAGGAUCAGAUCUCUGUGCUUCUCAACUGCCAUUACGAUAGUUGGCCGACGAGUAAUGGUGAGAUUUUACUGUUGCACCCGGCCAUUUUUAGUAGUGCGCGAACUGUUUUCUUUUCAGCCGGAAGCGACGACCUCUCCUCGUGCGCUCUGAUGCUCGAGCUCAUUCGUCUCUACUCCCGCAACCCGCGCCUCCUCAACCAUGACGUCAUCUUCCUGUUCAACGGUGCCGAAGAGUCGUCGCUUUUGGCGGCUCACGGAUUCAUCACUCAGCACAGUUGGAGACACGAGAUCCGCGCAUUUAUAAACCUGGAGGCGAGUGGAUCCGGCGGACGGGAACUGCUGUUUCAGGCCGGUCCCGCUAACCAAUGGCUUUUGAACUCGUACCUGGAGGCUGCCGUUCAUCCGCAUUGCAGUGUGAUCGGACAGGAAGUGAGUUGGAAAGGAACACUUUGAAUGACUGGAAAGUUGGUUCAGGUCUUCCAAUCGGGGGUCUAUCCGGGAGACACCGACUUUCGAAUCUUCCGUGAUCAUGGCCGAGUGCCGGGCCUCGAUCUCGCCUUUGUCCAGAACGGAUAUUGGUGGCACACGGAGUUCGAUACGGCCGAACGGAUAACGAGCGGAUCUUUGCAAAGAGCCGGCGAGAAUGUGUUCGCCACUCUGAACCAUCUGCUCAAGAGUCCGUACUUGGAGAGCCCCGCGGAGUAUGCCGAUCGGAAAACGGUAUUUUUCGAUUUUCUAGGUAUCGUUUCACUUUCCUUCCUCUUCGUCUAGUACUCUGUUCCUUUUCAGGUCUGUUCGUCGUGAUCUACCCCCUUUCCUUCGCCCAUUUCAUCAAUCUAACAUCGAUUCUCACCACCUUCUCCCUCACCCUUCACCAAUUGUACACUCGUCCCGCUCAAACUCUCCUCGCCCUCCGCGACUAUAUUCUGACGAUUCUGACGAUGGCGGCGGUCCUCAAAGCCAUGACAUUCAUGUCUCUUUUCACGUACGGAGCACUCCGAUGGUACACGAGGCACUGGCUGGCGCUGCUGGCCUACGGACUGCCGUGCAUUUGGGCCGGCAUCUCGGUCCAAGGCCUUUUGUCGGCUAGACUGGCCCCGAAGGCCCGGGUCGAGUACGCAUCCGCUCUGGAACUUGUUCAUUUGACACUGAUCUCGGGCAUUCUGCUGGUUUUCACUUAUUACGACGUCGCCAGCGGAUUCCUGUUCGCCCUGCUGCUGGUCCCACUGAUCAAGGCGCUCGCUGUUCACUUCGGAGCCUGGCCGACGCGACCGAACCUCAACACCCUCCUGACGCUGGCCAUUUCCGUUCCGGGCUGUGCGAUGGCAAUCUACACCACCGAAAUGCUCCUCUCCACUUUCAUUCCGAUCAUGGGCAGAAGUUCGUACAACCCGGAGCCAGUUGUCUCUUUUUUUGUCGCCUUCUCGGCCGCAUGUAUUGUUUUGUCGUUGGUUAGUAGUACAUUUCUUUACAUUUUCUUUGGCUCAACUUUAUGUUUCAGGCCGGAUUGGUUGCCAGAAGUCGGAACUCGAGGCCCGUCAGCGAGGCCGGAUUCCUCGAGUUCUUGUACAAUCUGAUGGGCGUCCUACUGGUCACCCUCACAAUUUUGUACGUGUUCUCCAGCUUCUGGCCCUCUCCCUACCGCUUCGACGAACGAUAUCCGACCGCAAAACGGACCCAGUUCUUUGUGAGUCUUUUCGAAGUCGGGUUCUUCUGAAUUGAAUGAUUUGCAGCACGUCAAUCAAAUGUUCUACGAUCGAAACGGACAAUUGUCGGUGAACGAGACGCGGUUCUACGCGAUUUCGCACGAUUUCCGCGGCGCCGAAGACAUUCCGUUCGUGAAGAGCGAUGCGGAAUACACGGGACUUCAGUGCCAUUACGAGAACAAUCCGUGGUGCGAGGUUCCGUUUCUGUUUCCCACGAAACGACGGCUCAACGAUCGGAACGUGAGAGUUCGGGUGAUCGAGGAGAGACUGAAAUUCCGGAAUGGAGUCAAGAUUCUCGGGGUUUCGAAGAGACACGGCGUUGCGGAAGGCGGAAAUGGCAACAUCGAGUACACGUUCUCGGUGAUCGGAACCGGUCAGAUCUCGGCCUACAUCAUCCCGGAUGCCACGUGGCUCAUCACGAACACCUCUGUCACUCAACCAACGGUCCCCCAGGAGAAUAUGUUCCUCUACUUCACAUGCUCCACGCCCAACAACGUUUGUGAAUGGAUCUUUAGGAUUACUAUCAAAGUAAGUGCCACUGUAUAAUGACUUUGAGAAAUAAUCCACAUGAUUUCCAGAAAACCACGCAAACCCCAUCGGACGAGAAGCCGCUUUUGGUCGGAAUCUCGAGUCACCACUUGCACGGACCGCAAAUGCAGUCCGAAUCGAUCAAGAACAUGAUCAGCAGGAUCAGAGAGAACCGGGUGCACAGCCCCGAAUGGACUGUGACCGCCAGUGCGUGGAAUGUCGAUCAGGUCUACAAGUACUUCUAG